UUAACAAAUAUCUUGAUACAACAACUCAAAUAUAUAGUUACAAAGAAUCGAAUAAAUAAAUACUUCAUGAAAUAUGAAAUAUACCAUUAAACUAUUUUGCCAUAUGGUAAAAACUUAUAUGUAAACAUAUAUGAAUGUAUAGAUGUUACCAUGGAAAUAAUCUAUCCUAAAGUCUUUACUUACCAACGAUAAUAUCGGUAUUCAGCUGUUUUUAAUGGCUUUAAUAAUUUAAAGAUUAUUAUAUUAAACAUGUGGUGGGGAUAUAGUCCAGCAUUAGACAUACAAUUCGAAAUUAAUAAACAUGAAACCAAUUAUCCAAGUGAAUAUCUCGAGAUAUUAAUUGUAGGUGCUAAUGAUGCAAGACAUAUCUUGAAAACAUUAGCAUCAUCUUAUUUGUACAAUGAUCGCAUUGUUAUAUAUAAUGUAGUCGAAUCAACAUUGGAACAAGUUGCUAGAUCUAUUCUCUUAUUAAGUACUUGUUUAGAAACAAAUUUGGUAAAAAAUUUUGUUUGUUUUAAUACAAAUACCAAAGGAUUGCAAGAGGCAACUCGCUAUUAUUUAGAGAUAUUUGGAAAUACAUUAAUAAGGCCUGCAACAGCUAAAUAUUUGAUAAAAUCAUGCAAUCAGUUGUCAAAUAUACCAACGAAUACAAUUGAUUGUCCUUGGUUAAGCUUGGAACAGUUCAAGCAUAAGGAUAGAGAUCAAUUGCAAGCAAUUUUUAAAUUCUGGGCACAUGCAGCAUGUGACAAUGUUCCUAUUGUGGAGUAUUGGGAUCAAAGAGUUAGAAAAUCAUUAAAAACAAGAUAUGAUUAUCGGGAAGGCGUUUUUGAUUGGGAUUAUCAUAUGAUUUUAAAAUCUAGAGGUAUUUCAAACCUAACAUUGCAGGAAUAUAGAUUUUGGAGAAAUAAUGGAAUUGCAUUCACUUGGUUAGAAGGUGAACCUGUUAGAAGUAAUCCAACAUUGUUAAACAAUAUUAUACAAUAUGGUCCUGGGUUUGUACAUUAUACUUACUUAGGAGACAUUACAAAUGGUCCUUUCUUCACUUGGGCUUUACAGGAGAAAAGGGAUGAUAAUAUCAGGUAUAGAGCAACUGAUAUAGCUGAGAGAGAAAUUAUGAAGCAUAUGUAUGAAAUUAGAACUGGAGGAUCAAUAUGCCAAGAACUUAUUGCAUCGCAUAGAGAUUCUUCUAUCCUAAAUGGCACAUUAGUAAUUGAAAUACCAAAUAAAGAAAUGGAACAGGAAUCAUGGGAAAAAGAGAAAAAUAAAUAUAAGUGGAAUGAUAUAUCUUGGAUAAAUGUCAAAAAUCAUAAAAUAAUCUUCCAUCCUAUUACAUUUUUAUCAACUUCUAAACAUAAAAUGGCAUAUAUUGAUAGAUUUGAUUUCAUUUGGAUGGCUCAUAACAUGGUGAAACAAUUACCUAAUCUUGUACCAUUACUAAAAAAAAAAGGAAUCAUGUUGGUGGAACUACCAAAAUUCCUGGUAGACGUACGAAAUGAAAAUUUACAAAAUUUUGUAAACGAAUUAAAAAGCAUGAUGCACCAUAAUGGAUUACAUGAAAUUAAUGAUAUAAAUUCUAAUGAACAUUAUAUUGCUGGAUUUUCCAAAUAAACAAUUGAAGUUACGUUACUUUUUCUCCCGGUAUCCGAAAUCAAUUAAAAUAGAACUUCUUUAAUAUAAUUUGUUUGAAGUUUUCAAUGAAGUUAAAUGCACAUAUGUAAAUAUAUGUAUGCGUAUAUACAUACAUAUUUACAGAUGCAAUUACGAUUUAAUUUAAUAACAAAUUUUCACUUAGUUUCUAAUUUAAAAUAUAGAUAUAAAUGUAUGAUUUAAUCAGUACUUCAUAGAGCAUUAACAAAAUAUCCAUUAUU
Molecule: messenger RNA, 1868 nt
Organism: Bombus pyrosoma
Lineage: Eukaryota; Metazoa; Arthropoda; Insecta; Hymenoptera; Apidae
Gene: Dnaaf3
Product: dynein axonemal assembly factor 3
Exons: 6
Coding region: 250-1608 (452 amino acids)
Biological process (GO): motile cilium assembly; axonemal dynein complex assembly
Source: RefSeq, a predicted model, not a curated record